Liolophura sinensis is the source of this 3814-nucleotide messenger RNA. RefSeq names its product baculoviral IAP repeat-containing protein 7-B-like. NCBI's taxonomy places the organism in Eukaryota, Metazoa, Mollusca, Polyplacophora, Chitonida, Chitonidae. Gene Ontology annotation, molecular function: cysteine-type endopeptidase inhibitor activity involved in apoptotic process; ubiquitin protein ligase activity. The record is from RefSeq and is a predicted model, not a curated record. The transcript has 6 exons. The coding region runs from base 979 to 2418 and encodes 479 amino acids. Gene Ontology annotation, biological process: regulation of cell cycle; negative regulation of apoptotic process; positive regulation of protein ubiquitination. Gene Ontology annotation, cellular component: nucleus; cytoplasm.
GUAGGCCCCAUUUUGUGAAUGGAUAGUCAUACCGAUGUUCUCCGUGGAAAGGUUUCCAGGAUCGGCUAAGUUUCAAACAGGACAUGAAGGUUACUGGGUAUUGGCAUUUGUUCAGUCUUUGGGCUGUUUUGUUGUGUGGUGAGACUUACCGGAUUUCGGAAAACUCUACUAAACUUUCCAAUAACCUGAAGAAGAACGGUGCGGAUAUCUUGACGGGUGUUUGUCCGAAGGCAAAAUUCUUAGGCCAAGUACAACGGAAGAGAUCCUGCGAAUCGUUGCCUGCAAGCCAAGACCUUGAUCCAUUGCCGGUGCUCGGAAAUAACGCGACAGUGCCAACUGUUCUGGCAACAUCACCACUUUGCAACAGCAGCACCGUUUUCUGCAACCUGUCAGCGAGUGUCAGCGCUUGCACCUGCGCCAAUCAGGACUCUGCUAGAGUAGAUGACAGCAACCAACUCCUGAACUGUCCCAAGUGUUACGCUAGUAAUUGUGUUCGUCAUCGAGUACGCUUCGCGGAGCAUCUGCUACGAAAUCAAGUGAGCCUGUCAGCGUAUUUUCGUCCAAGGCUUCUCGUUCAGCUAGAAGUGCGAAGGCGGCGAAAAGUUCACCAAAAGCAUCUCGAAAGACUGGCGAAUCAUUCCAGGAUCAGUCUGUCGUACUAUCGCUUGUCCGCGUUUUACUUUGCUUCUUAUAGUUCAAGGACUCAAAUACUGCAGGAAUUCUUUCAGAGGACUCACCGUGAACAAUUAUUUACGCGGAAAUUCCUUUUGCUGCAGUUUCAAAAGCAAAUUUUUCGUCCUAACCCUAAAUUAAUAACUAGGUGGUGGCAGUUGAAGAGGGCAUUACCUUUCGUUACAAGUGAAAAACAGCUUUCUAGUUCUCUAAUCUGCAUCGUGUAAUCGUGACUGUUAGUCGGACAACUUAUUAUAUUAUUAUUUCAGACUGAUUUUUUAAAAAUUGUUUGCUUGGAUUUCGAACAUGGCCUGUUCUAAGCACUUUUCAUUGGAACAUUAUUUCAACCAAAAAAGAAUCGAUCCAAAAUUCACGGAAACUGACGCACUGUGUUAUGAAUGGAUUCGUCUUAAAACGUUUAUAACAUGGCCCCACUGGGCGGAAGGAUUUCCGUCAGAGUACGCGCGAGCUGGAUUUUCAUACACCUUUUCACGUGAUAAGGUUAUCUGCUUUUCGUGUCAUGCUACAAUUGAGAACUGGAGGAAGGGCAUGAACCCCCUAGAUGAGCACAAAGCUCGCAGUCUGGACUGUGAGUUUAUUAGAGGCGUCACUCGUGGAGACAUACCGAUACACGGAGAGUUUAACCGUGAUUGUGUGUGGACGUCACCAGGCGUCAGCAUUGAUAGUCAUGACGCCGUUAUCAAAGGCAGACAAUCAACAGACUUCUGCCAAGAAUCGCCAGCUGACCAGAUAUCAUUGUUUGCUGUGAAAAUGAAGGAAGGAAGACAUCGUCAAGAGACAUACCGAUUUUGGCCAAAACCAGAGAUAGUGGAUCCAAAAUCAUUGUCACAGUCUGGCUUGUAUUUCACCGGAGUAGGCGACAUUGUGAAGUGUGCGUUUUGUCAGGGGAUGCUGAGUGGAUUCCAGCAAGGUGAUGUCCCCAACGAGAUGCAUCUGCUCCGUUACCCGUCUUGCGAAUUCGCCAGGGAGCGCCAUCGAAUUCAAGAUUUGGAUAGGGCUAUUGAACAGCUGUCCCUUACAAGCUCAGUCCAAACGGAUCCAGCAUUUCCCAACUUUUCUACACUUGAAUCAAGAUUAGCAUCCUUCGUAGACUGGCCCAAAACUCAAACUCAUCCCCCCGUUGAUAUGGCUUCAGCUGGAUUUUUCUAUGCAGGGAUAUCAGACUGUGUUAAAUGCCACCACUGUAAUGGCGGCUUGAGGAACUGGCUACCUGGCGAUGACCCGUGGUGUGAGCAUGCGCAGUGGUAUCCAUCUUGUAGUUUCCUUAAGAAGGAACAGAGUUAUGCCUUGACGGCCGCAACCAGCGGAAGGGUUUUGCUGGAUCGGAAAACAUCUCUUUCCACCAACGCUCCUGUCACCAAUCGACUUUCGUGGAACACAGCUGAUAGAAAGCAUCGCCCUGCUGUUGUCCAGGAUGCAUCGGCAGCCUGUCCGACGGUAUCGCCGCAUGUUGAUGUAUCGGAAGCGCCAAGGGACAUCGGUAGUUCAAAGCAAGAGAAGAUAGAUGAUACAGAUGCUGAACGCCAGGAGAUGAUGUCUUUGGUGGAAGAGAACCGUGAGUUAAUGGAGAAGACGAUGUGCAAGAUUUGUCUUACGGAGAAGUGCCAACUGACCUUCCUCCCGUGUGGCCAUCUUGUCACCUGCCUCACUUGUGGUCCCAAACUCCGGAAGUGUCCAAUUUGCAGGGCCACUAUCAAAGGACGAGUCAGAAUCUAUAUGGCCUAAACCAUACAUUAUAUUUUUCAUACUAUAAAGAUAACAGCUUACGUUUGCAUUAUUUUAUGAUUUACUUUACGUAUUAAUUUCCAGUUUACUUUAGAAAUAUGUUACAUUUGUCACACCUGCGUGAUUGUUUAUGUCCUAAUGCAUUCUGAAAGAGGAAUGAAAAGAUCCGGAAGCAGAACGAGCCCCAGUCAAACUUGGUUGGUCUUGUCCAAUGAAGAAAGGAUUUAUAAUACCUUCAGACAACUUCAACAAAGCCACAAAGCACGGGCGUUACACGCUACCGACGUUUGACGAUGCCCGUCAUAAAUAUCGGAGUGCGAAAUAUUUUGUUGCGGUUAGGUGCAAGAUUGGGAUUCUGUCAAAUGCCCGUUAGACAACGAAAGUUUCAAACUGACACGACGCAAAUACUCUUUCCGUAGACUUCCGUUCGGUAUAACAAGUGCCCCAGAUAUCUUUACCGGUGCGGUCAGAGAACUUCUUGGAGAUCUAGAAAGGACAUGGAUAAUUUCUUUGUUGGAAGCGACACAAUCGAACAACACAGAAUGGAGUGCGAGAUUCUAGAUUAACACUGAACAAGGGUAGAUUCGUAUAUUGCCAAACAGAAAUGGAUAUUAUAGUACUCAGGCUUACUGCUGAAGAAAUCAGUCCACACCCCGAUAAAAUGAAGGCAAUGCAAGACUUGAAUCCGCCCACUGACUUGUCGGGAUUAAGACGGAUUUGGGGGAUGGCUAAUCAUCAAUAUUUUCCAAAUUUCUCAGAACUGCUCCAGCCAUUAAAUGAGUUGUUGAAAUCGGACAGAGUUUGUAUGAAGUAACGCAGAAUUCAUGAGGCUCAUGAGGUUCAAUCCAAUCGCGAAAGUCACGCGCCAGGAGAGACGAUGGUAAUGCCUUACACGCAUUCCUUUCAUCGUCACAAGGCAAAAACGAACUUUAGAGUUGUUCCGGACAAUAUUCGAAACUAUUUUUUGUACGUGUGUGACAUAGUACAGUAAACGGACUCAAGGACUCAUUCAGGAGUUUGUACUUGAUGAAAUUCUCGACCGAAGCCUUGGCGGACAUCAGUGUUUCACUAAAUGUGCCGAAUUGCAACGAGCCAACCAAUCGCUGUUGCUGUCCGGAAUGACAAAUAUACACUAAAUUUAGUGCCUGAAGUGUUCUUAUUGCCAAGAAGACAGUCCAAAUUUACGAAAGGAAAGGUAACAAAGUCACUUUGUUAAACUUGAACCGGCAGCGCCCUCAACAAUGGCGCGCCGUCAUUCUGCAACAAUAAGCAACCGUCUGGAGAGGUGGCAGAGAGAAGAUUCUGCUCUUCAGUCCUAGUAUGUAUACCUAAUUUGGUGCAGCUUAAAGGGGAAACCUAACUAUCUCCUAGAAUCAGCAUGUAAAGGUCAAUAAAG